CGCCUGCGCUCUGCGUCGCCACCGCGAGAAAGACUCCACAGGCUCGAGCCUCUAAACCUCCCCGCCAGCAGCGGUUUUCUCGAAAGGCCACGAGCUACUGAAAUGAAAGCUGCACUAAUACCUCUUCACACGUCGGAGUCUACGACUGCAUGAAGAAGGCCGUGUAGCGUUGACACGCGUUGGGAGGGUUUAAAGGACACGACAUGAAGAGGACAGCAUGGUGUGCAUGAGGGGUCGUCACACGCAGAGGGAAUGACACGCAUCCUCUAUGACUGUGAGGGUGAAUCUUAAUUACUGCGCGGAGCUCGUUUUCUGACCAACCGGUUGGAUGUACUACGAGGGAGCGCGCACCUAGACGGCCCGAAGAUGUCCCAGAGCUGGACCGCCGCCACGCCGUGCCGCUGUCUCGCCGCCGUUCUCGUUCUCCUCCUUCUCGUCUUGCCCCCGCGCGCGCUCUCCAUCCGUGCCGACAAGGCUCUCAACAAGGACGACCACGUGAGCGCCACGGUCAACGCCACCGUGUUGGACUCAAAGGGCAACCCCGUCCAGAUGAUGAGCAACGACGACGGCACGUACGGUCAGAACUCACCGAAGAGCGACACGAAAGGCACGGUGAUCGCGCCUGCGCAUUACCAUGGAGGUAAGUUCACUGUCAGUUCUAAUGUAGCCAUGGCACGUCGCCUUGGCGAUGCAGCCAAGAAAGCCAUUGGGAAGCUGACCACAAGGACCGUGAAGAAAGGAGAUAAGGAAAUUGACCCAGACUUCAACCACUGUGCAGUGUGUAUCGAGGGCUACCAGCCCAACGACGUGGUGCGAAUCCUGCCUUGCAAGCAUGUCUUCCACAAGAUGUGUGUGGACCCCUGGCUCAACGAGCACUGUACGUGCCCCAUGUGUAAACUCAACAUCCUCAAAGCUCUGGGGAUCAUGACCAACCUGCCGUGCGUGGACAACGUGGCCUUCGGCAUGGAGAGGAUAGGCCGCAGCCAGACCUCGGGCAGUCAGAGGAUGGCUCUGGUGGACCUCUCCAACGAGGCCUCCAUCAGCAUGGAGCCCCUGAGGCCUUCUGGGGGCCCUCAGGGGGUCCCCUCGGACGGAGAACUCACCCCUCACACCGGGGAAAUCAACAUUGCCGUCACCAAGCUUUGGGUUGUGGUCCUCACCUUCGGUCUUCUGUGUGUCCUGGUGCUCUGCUUCAUCAUCAUGAAGGCUGCAACACUGUUCAGCGGGCAGGAUGGAGAAGCGAUGCCAGUAGAGGAUUAGAGGAACAUUGACCUGGAAGAUGACCUCUGACCUCUGAACUACUGUGGCCAUUUCUUCAACCGGAGCUCUGGCUCUCCUCGGAGCAUCGUGUGUGAGGUUGAGCUGCCCGACAACCAAGUGCCCCAUGACCUCUAC
Gadus chalcogrammus (walleye pollock) is the source of this 1395-nucleotide messenger RNA. RefSeq names its product E3 ubiquitin-protein ligase RNF130-like. NCBI's taxonomy places the organism in Eukaryota, Metazoa, Chordata, Actinopteri, Gadiformes, Gadidae. The transcript has 8 exons. The record is from RefSeq and is a predicted model, not a curated record. Bases 367 to 1260 code for a protein of 297 amino acids.